AGAGAGAGAGAGAGAGAGAGAUCAUCUGUGCUUUGCUAUGGCAAAUCUAACUUCGCUUCUUAUCUCAAUCGGUUCACAUUAGCAGAAUAUUGCAAUCAUUCGUCGUAUCAUAUGCUGAAUCACCUCCAAAACCCUAGCAAUAUUUUCUUCGUCACCAUGAAAAUCUGUGUUUCUCACUCCUCUGAUCGGUUUCUUUGAGGGCUUUUCAAUUCCUCAUAAAAAAAAUGGAGACAAUAUGUCAGCAAUGCGGUGACAAAGGAGUUGAGGAUGCUCUUGUUUACUGUGUCAAGUGUCUGAAUUUUGCAGUGCACCGCUACUGUUUGCCUACACUGCCAGAAACGUUUGAUGAGUUUGUCCAUUGGUUUUGUGAGGAUUGUGAACCAGAGUCUGUAAAACAAUCUCCUCUUGAGAAACCUUGCUCUACCCCAUUUGUUGAAAGGAAUCAUGUAAUGUCUGAAGGUGUUCAAGUGACCUACUCUAGAAAGAAUUUAAAGCAAAAUGAUGUUGCUUGCCGUGUGGCCGAGACAGAAGAGCAUCUACAUCCAAGUAGCCCCUCACAACAGCCUUGUGAUGCAAAAACAAAGCUUGAUUUGAUUGAGCACACUCAGUUGGCUCAUGAUUCUUCUUCACUGAAAACAAAAUUGAAGGUCACGACAGAAAAGGAAAGUACUUGCCCAGUCACUUUAACAGAGGAGAAUAGACAUCAAAAUAGCCCCUCCCAGCAACCUCCCGAGCUGAAUAGCAAGCUUGCCUUGACUGACAGUGCUCAGUUGGUCAGUGAUUAUUCUCUUCCAAAAAAAAAAUUGAGGAGGAUUAAAAAAGGUUUUACUCGCACGGUGGCUGAGGCAGAGGACCAAAGACAACAAAGUAGCUCCACCCAGCAGCAUUCUGGGACACAGACAAAGCCUGACCUGACUAACCAUGCUCAGUUGGCCCAAAAAUUGAGGAGGAUUAAAAAAGGUUUUACUCGCACGGUGGCUGAGGCAGAGGACCAAAGACAACAAAGUAGCCCCUCCCAGAAGCGUUCUGGGACACAGACUAAUCUUGACUCGACUGAGCAUGCUCAGUUGGCAGGUGAUUGUUCUGCCCUAAAAAUUAAAUUGAGGAGGAAAAAAAAGGAUGUUACGACUUCAGUAGCUGAGCCAGAGGAACAAAACUGUCAAAAUAGCCCCUCUCAGGAACCUUUUGAGGCACAUUUAGAGCAUGCUUUGUGUGUGGGCAGCCCUCCCCUGAAUGAGAGUAGGACUAUUAGCUCAUCUAGUGAGAAACUUGGAAAUGAUCUGAAACUUGGAAAACGAAGAAGAUUGAUUUUAGAGGGCAGUGAACUCGGUGAAGAGGCUGAGUCAGUUAGAAUUGCUGAUUCUCAAUUAGUUGUUGCUGAUUCUCAACUAGGCGUUGCUGAUUCUCAAUUAGUCGUUGCGGAUUCUCAACUAGGCGUUGCUGAUUCUCAAUUAGGUGUUGCUGAUUCUCAACUAGUCGUUGCUGAUUUGUCAAAUGAUUUAGAACUCAGUGACUAUCUCCUUGCACAACCGAUCAUUGAUCCUAUUUGGAGGGGAAAUUUUAGUAUUUACAACAAAGAUUAUGGUUUAUUGGAUGGAGUUGUAGCCCAUUUGUCAAGCAAAGCGUGCCCAAAAGUGUGUGAAGAGGCUAGUCUGUUACCAGCAUUGCUUCGUUCAGAGAUCCUUCCAAAGACUGAUGUCUGGCCAAAGAGUUUCCAGAAAUCAGAACCAUGUGAUGACCAUAUUGGCCUAUAUUUCUUCUCUGAAGACAAAAGGUAUGAAAGCUUGGUGGAUGACAUGAUGCACCAAGAACUUGCCUUGAGAGCCGUUGUCAGAAAUGCAGAGCUCUUGGUUUUCCCUUCUACUGAAUUGCCACUACUGUACUGGAAAUUCCUUGGCAAAUAUUAUUUGUGGGGAGUGUUUCGGCCAAAGAAAGCAUCCUCACCUGAUGCAGCAAAUCACGAUCUUGUGGUUGUAAAUAGCAACAUCGAAUGUGCUUCAUAUUCAAAAUCUGCAAAUGGUAUGGAUACUGAAGAGGAAAGAAACCUCACAAAGACCAAGAAUUGGAAUGCACGGAGUCCUCUAAGUCCUUUAAGCAACUGUAGCAGUUCAGGGUGAACUAUGAACAAGAUGUGGAACUGGAAUCUGGAGAUUGAUAAUACAUCUGAAGUUCUGAGGUCGAUAAAAUAGGAUGUGCUAUUAGCUUUCCCGUGUAAACCCUCCUAUGGAGCAAUGUUAACCUGGAUACUGAUGAUAUUGCACUUGGAACAGAAUCAUGGGUAAGUUGGCCCAUUUCUUUCUUUCUUUAAAAAAAUAAAAAAAAAGGAUUGCAGCUUAAUGCCAGCCUGAUCGAAACUUGGAUGCGUGUUAUCCACCUCUCUGUUUUUUGGUGUAGGAGACGGGGGGUGGAGGAUGAGGGCUGGAUGGUGGGGUUGAUUUGUAAAUUAUGUACUUCAGAAGGCGUUGUUAACUAGUUAUGAUGUAGAUAUUUGUUCAUGUCAUGUUGGUGUUGUGAUGGUGGGGUUCAUUUAGUUAUGUUCUUUGAUUGGACUAUCUUCUCUGUUGUUAGGUGUAGUAUCUCUAAGCUAGCUUUGUUAUUUGUUGUUCAGAAAAGUUGCUAACCUAGCAAAAGUCUCGUUUCGUAUAGUUGUGAAAAAGUGAUUAUAGAUUAUAAAUUAACAGAUUAUGACUUAUAAUUG
Camellia sinensis is the source of this 2698-nucleotide messenger RNA. Its product is annotated as PHD finger-containing protein 1. Gene Ontology annotation, biological process: negative regulation of transcription elongation by RNA polymerase II. NCBI's taxonomy places the organism in Eukaryota, Viridiplantae, Streptophyta, Magnoliopsida, Ericales, Theaceae. The record is from RefSeq and is a predicted model, not a curated record. Gene Ontology annotation, molecular function: histone reader activity.